This is a messenger RNA of Cydia strobilella, 3393 nucleotides long. Its product is annotated as zinc finger protein 879-like. Gene Ontology annotation, biological process: regulation of transcription by RNA polymerase II. The record is from RefSeq and is a predicted model, not a curated record. Lineage: Eukaryota; Metazoa; Arthropoda; Insecta; Lepidoptera; Tortricidae. The transcript is spliced from 12 exons. Gene Ontology annotation, cellular component: nucleus. Gene Ontology annotation, molecular function: sequence-specific DNA binding; DNA-binding transcription factor activity, RNA polymerase II-specific. The coding region runs from base 107 to 1864 and encodes 585 amino acids.
UGUUGCAAAAUGAUGCUUACGUUUGUCGAUUUGUUUAUUUAUUAAUUUAUAUACAUUAACUGACUGAAAUUAAUAUUAAAAUUCAAUGAGUUUUUAAUUUAUAAUAAUGGCUGAUCAAAAACGUAAUUUCUGUUGCGGCUGCCUCAGUGCGGAUCGAAAAAUGUUAGCAGUUGAAGACUUUUGGACUAAGCAGUGUUUUUUGCAAAUUUUACGAGAAAUUCCGGUAUAUAAAUCAGAAGAGCGUGUUCCAGAGUGGUUGUGUUGGGAGUGCGAGGCGCUGCUACGGCGCUUCACGAAGUUUAAGCAGCAAGUUUCAAAUAACUUUAAUAUGCUGCGGACAUAUGAGAUGCAGAAACUUGACAUGAAAUUUCCAUACCCCAAACCUAAAUUAACCAUUCACAAGCUUAACAACAUAAAUGUUCCUGAAAUCACUCCUGAACCAGAGACACAAGUAGAAUUACCAAUAGAAAAUGAAUAUGAAACCACGGACAUGCCUCAAGAUAUCAAACUCGAAACGGAUCAAAUCAAAUCUGAAAUUGAAUCACAUUCAGACAACGAUGAUUUACUUAUAAACUACGUACAGAAAAAGAAGAAGGUUAAAAAGAAGAGAAAAAAGCCUGAAGAAUUGUUUAGAGAGAUAGAACUGACGGAGACGGAGAUAGAGGAAGAGAGACGGGAGAUGGAGUUGAGCUUUGAGUAUGUGCACGCGAUGUUCCGGUGCGAGAAGUGUAUAGUUUCCUUUCCUAAUGCGGAAAUGAUGAAGGAGCAUGUGGCUGUGAAACAUGAGCUGAACAUCGCUCACCACAGAUGUCCAAUAUGCACCUGCACCUUCGUUUCUGAAAUCUCGUACAAUUACCACGCGAACAAACACAGGCGGCGCUACGAGUGUUGUGUUUGCAAGGCGCGCACGCGCAGCAAGCGGGCAGCGCAGAAACACUAUAAUAACACUCACGGAAUUGAACCAAGUCCAGAAAAUGCUCAGGUUGGGGAUGCUUCAAUCACUAAUACAAACGGUGUAAAAUCUGAAGACACGUUCCCUUGCGAGCUGUGCGCGAAGACGUUUAAGUGGAAAACGUCGUUAAGGAAACAUUUGGAGACACAUCGUAUAGAGGCCGGGCAGAAGCGGCGGCCAUAUUGCGAGCCCUGCAAAAUGUCUUUCACCACGACUUCCAACCUUCAGAAGCACGUGAAAACCAGCUCCAAACACCAGAUCCAGUUGAAACUGAGAAAGCUAGAAGACACUCUCCCAGAAGAUUCAAAGACACCAGAGAAGCAGAAAGCGCAAAUAGAACAAAUCAAAUGUUCGGUGGCGGCGGCGCGGCAGCUGUACCCCUGCGCGCACUGCGGCAAGCGCUUCCAGUGGCGCGGGAACCUGCUGCGGCAUCUGCAGAGCCAUACGGCCAGGGCAAACGGCGAGCUAGUGUGCACGCCGUGCAACCGAACGUUCUCAUCGGUGGCCACGUUUAAGCAGCACAUGCAGUUGUCUCGAGCACACGUCUCCGAACAGGAUUUCCCGCACUCGUGUGACGAAUGCGGCCGUCGCUUCGCCAACAAAACACGCUUGCAAGACCACAUAGACUGGGACCACAGGAGGCACUUCGCUCAUCACUGUACACAGUGUCAGAAGGUAUUCAAAAGCCACACGUCCCUGUACCUCCACAAGCAGGUAGUCCAUAAAAAAGAGCACGCCGAGCACCUCUGUGACCAUUGCGGGAAACCUUUCCCGAACCACGCGAAGCUGCGCAGCCACAUAAUAGCGCUUCACACGUCCGAGUCCCCCUACAAAUGUACUUCUUGCGCGGCUCGCUUCAGCUGGCACUCUUGUCUAUCGCGCCAUGUACGCAGAGUGCACAAGCGCAAGUGAUGUCACUACACUUGAGUGCAAGUUACGCAAGUAUCUCUUGCGCGGCUAGGUUACGCUAGCACUCAUGUCUCACGCCAUGUACGCAGAGUUCACAAGCGCAAGUGAUGUAUCUAUACUUGAGUGCAAGUGACGCAAGUUACACAAGUAUCUCUUGCGCGGCUAGCUCUCAUGUCUCACGCCAUGUACGCAGAGUGCACAAGCGCAAGUGAUGUCACUACAGCCCGUGCAAGUGACGUCAGUGCGCAAGUCAGUACCAAUGUCACAGAACCACGCGAAACACCGUUACGCAAGUAUCUCUUGCGCGGCUCGCUUCAGCUGGCACUUUCGUGCACGCGCCAUGUAUUACUUAGUCAGGUCAUAAGUUCUGUUACAAAGCAUUCGACUGAUAAAAUGUAAUACAAAGCUUUUAAUAAAAAAAGUUAGCCAUUAGCAUAGCUUGUUUUAUACUGAUCAAAACGUAAUAUAAUUAGUUUAAACAUUUAAAUCGCGACUUUAUUUACUACUUGUUUACUUUGGGAUUGUCGUUAGACGCGAAUACGCGGCUGAAUUGUAAAAAAUAUACUUCACAAAGGGGAGUAAAAACUAAAAAUCAGUGUCACAUUAUUUUAUCAACAGCAUUCAGUUCCCCGGCAAGUCUGUACUUCAACUAAUACCCUUCAAACUUCCUCGUAUGGAUGGUAUAGAAAGGAUGCCAAUCUCUUAUGGUAGAAUUGUUGCAAAGGUGACCGCUUUCUGCUUUAAAUAAUAGUUCCUAAUCUCUCCGGUGGCGCUAGUUAGGCUCUGGGACAUGAGUAUAACAUGAACUAUAUAAGACAACAAAUAAUCCGACCAAAUUACGUAGGUUGUUUUUCGUAGUAUUUCGGUGUAUGGUGGCGCCGCCUAAUUACUGUUUUUUGAAGGACACUUAUCAUACAUAGAGAUUUGGCUCCUUUAUAUAGUCUCCAUGCUUCCUAGGUAGCAAAGUGACAUCAGCGACUUCAUAAUGACGUCAUUUAUACGUCAUAAUGACGUUAUUUCCAGCAACGCUUAUUUUUCACUGCCAUCCAACGAUUAGGUUUGGUAAAACAUGAUCAGUCGCAAACGUCAGACAAAUAUAGUUGGUCAAACCAAAUUGUCAGUAUAUAAGAACAAAAAAAAACUAUACAUCGUUUUCUUUUGGGCGCUAGUACUAGUGUAAGACAAAGAUAUUCUGUCUAUAUUUGAAAUGAGACAGUCCUUUGACUAUAUUUACCGUUUAAACACGCUUCUAUUGUCAACGUGUUAUGUGCAUGUUCAGAUAUUUCUGACCACCUUGGCCGCUUCUAUAUUUAUGUCAGAUCUUCAGAGAUCUGUGUUAUCGAUGUGUGUGAUCUGUGUGAUGUUUGUCUAAUGUCAAAAUGUACUAAAUUGUAAAAGUCAUUAAACCAUGAUCAGUAUUAUUUAUAAAAUUUAUAGUAUUUAUAUUCCUAGUAUGUAUAAUUUUAGCUUUUAUGCAUAAUAAAAUUAAUAAAUGAAAUAAUGUUCUCAAUAUGCUAAAUAAGGAUUUACCA